Phasianus colchicus (ring-necked pheasant) is the source of this 3312-nucleotide messenger RNA. RefSeq names its product protein phosphatase 4 regulatory subunit 3B (gene PPP4R3B). The record is from RefSeq and is a predicted model, not a curated record. Gene Ontology annotation, molecular function: protein phosphatase activator activity. Gene Ontology annotation, biological process: DNA damage response; protein dephosphorylation. Gene Ontology annotation, cellular component: nucleoplasm; protein phosphatase 4 complex. Lineage: Eukaryota; Metazoa; Chordata; Aves; Galliformes; Phasianidae.
CUGCGGCGCCGAGGCAGCUGCCGGCCGCCGUAGCCCCUGCGAGGGGAGCCCGUGGCCGGGCUGGGAGGAAGAGAAAGGCGGCGAGAGUCGGGUUACAAGAUGGCGGCGGCGCCGCGGUAGCUGCCGAGGCGGCGGAGCGGCGCCAGGGAGGCCCGAGCCGGGGCGCGGCGUCGCCCUCUCGCCGGCGGGGAGCCAUGAAAAGCGGCGCGUUAAAGGCCCCGCGCUGCCCCUGAGCGGCCGCCGCCCCGCUUCCAACCCCGCUCUCGGCUCCAUCGCCCCCCGGAGGCGGAGCGGGCCCGGGGCCGGAGCGCGGGCCCGAGGCCGGUGCCGCACCAUGUCGGACACCCGCCGGCGGGUGAAGGUCUACACCCUGAACGAGGAUCGGCAAUGGGACGACAGGGGCACCGGGCACGUCUCCUCCACCUACGUGGAGCGCCUCAAGGGGAUGUCGCUGCUGGUGCGCGCCGAGUCGGACGGUUCACUACUGCUAGAAUCGAAGAUAAAUCCAAACACUGCAUAUCAAAAACAGCAGGACACCUUGAUUGUUUGGUCAGAAGCAGAGAACUAUGACUUAGCACUGAGUUUUCAAGAAAAAGCUGGCUGUGAUGAAAUCUGGGAAAAAAUCUGCCAGGUUCAGGGUAAGGAUCCUUCAGUGGAAGUCACACAGGACCUUAUCGAGUCUGAAGAGGAGCACAUAGAAGAAAUGCCCGAAACCAGUCCUUUGAUCGACCUUCCUUCUUGUGAACUCAACAAACUUGAAGAGAUUGCUGACCUAGUUACCUCUGUUCUCUCCUCACCCAUCCGUAGAGAAAAGCUAGCACUGGCCUUGGAGAAUGAAGGCUAUAUUAAGAAACUAUUGCAGCUUUUCCAAGUCUGCGAGAAUUUAGAGAACACAGAAGGCUUGCAUCAUUUGUAUGAAAUUAUUAGAGGAAUUUUGUUCCUCAAUAAAGCAACUCUGUUUGAGGUGAUGUUUUCUGAUGAGUGUAUUAUGGAUGUUGUUGGAUGCCUUGAGUAUGACCCUUCUUUGGCUCAGCCAAAACGGCACAGGGAGUUCUUGACCAAAACAGCAAAAUUUAAGGAGGUUAUUCCUAUAACAGACUCUGAACUCAGGCAAAAAAUCCAUCAGACUUACAGGGUACAGUACAUUCAGGACAUCAUCUUGCCGACACCAUCGGUUUUUGAAGAGAAUUUUCUUUCUACCCUUACUUCCUUUAUUUUCUUCAACAAAGUUGAGAUUGUCAGUAUGUUGCAGGAAGAUGAAAAAUUUUUGUCCGAAGUUUUUGCACAACUAACAGAUGAUGCUACAGAUGAUGACAAACGAUGUGAAUUGGUUAACUUUUUCAAGGAGUUCUGUGCAUUUUCUCAGACGUUACAACCUCAGAACAGAGAUGCAUUUUUCAAAACUUUGGCAAAGUUGGGAAUCCUUCCAGCUCUCGAAAUUGUGAUGGGAAUGGACGAUUUGCAAGUUAGAUCUGCUGCUACAGAUAUAUUUUCUUAUCUGGUAGAAUUUAGUCCAUCCAUGGUCCGAGAAUUUGUUAUGCAAGAGGCCCAACAGAGUGAUGAUGACAUCCUCCUCAUCAAUGUGGUCAUUGAGCAGAUGAUCUGUGACACUGAUCCUGAACUCGGCGGGGCUGUUCAGCUGAUGGGACUCCUGCGCACCUUGAUAGAUCCAGAGAACAUGUUGGCCACAGCUAAUAAAACAGAAAAAAGUGAAUUCCUCAACUUCUUCUACAACCAUUGUAUGCACGUUCUUACUGCUCCACUUCUGGCUAAUACAUCAGAAGAUAAAUGUGAAAAAGAUGCAGUAGUUGGGUCCACUAAAAGUAAUACGAUUUGUCCUGAUAAUUACCAGACGGCACAACUGCUCGCCUUAAUCCUGGAGCUGCUUACUUUCUGUGUGGAGCACCACACCUAUCACAUCAAGAACUACAUUAUGAACAAAGAUUUGCUAAGAAGAGUGCUGGUCUUGAUGAAUUCAAAACACACUUUUCUGGCCUUGUGUGCUCUUCGCUUCAUGAGGAGGAUAAUUGGGCUAAAAGAUGAAUUUUACAACCGUUAUAUCACCAAGGGAAAUCUCUUUGAGCCGGUUAUAAAUGCUCUGCUGGAUAAUGGAACCAGAUACAAUCUGCUCAACUCUGCUGUGAUCGAACUGUUUGAAUUCAUCAGAGUGGAAGAUAUUAAGUCGCUUAUUGCACAUAUAGUUGAAAACUUUUAUAAUGCACUUGAAUCUAUCGAAUAUGUUCAGACAUUCAAGGGGUUGAAGACAAAAUAUGAGCAAGAGAAAGACCGGCAAAACCAGAAACUGAACAGUGUCCCAUCUAUAUUGCGUAGCAAUAGAUUUCGCAGAGAUGCAAGAGCCUUAGAGGAGGAUGAAGAAAUGUGGUUCAAUGAAGAUGAAGAGGAGGAAGGUGAAGCUGUUGUACCUCCAGUUGAGAAGUCUAAACCAGAGGAUGAUUUUCCAGACAGCUACGAAAAGUUUAUGGAAACUAAAAAAGCUAAAGAGAGUGAAGAUAAAGAGAAUCUUCCCAAAAGGACUUCAGCUGGGGGAUUCAAGUUCACUUUUUCCCACUCAGCCAGCGCAGCCAAUGGCGCAAACGGUGCAAACAGCAAAUCUGUGGCAGCUCAGACAUCACCAGCAAGCUCCAAUGGCUCGUCUUCCAAGAACGCCACCCUGACCACAGCAGUGACAGCCACGAAGGGAAGUCUAGUUGGCCUGGUGGAUUAUCCUGACGAUGAAGACGACGACGAAGAGGAAGAGACAUCUCCAAGGAAAAGAUCUCGUCUGGGUUCAUAAAGGAAACCAAAACUUUGGAAUAAAAACUUUUUAUUACGGGGUUUCAAAUGCUGCAACUGUUUUAAGAGCUAAAAAGAAUCUGAUUGAGAAAGCUUUCUCCCACGAGUACAUGAGAUAACGCAAGGAGUAGCAAAAGAAACUCGGUCUGUAAGCUAGAAAGGGUUAGUUCUGUAAACACAAGGCUUCCAAGGAACUGAAUGUCUUUCUAGUAAGUAAGGAGUCUGCCAUUCAGGCUGUCAAGAAAAAAAAAAAAAAAGAAAAAGAAAAAAAAAAAAUGGGUUAGUAUUCACAGAACCUGGAUGAUGGCUUCUCAGCAAGGAAAGUCUCAGGUGUUGGGAGGGCGUGGGGGGGAAGGGAACGAUUUCUAAAAAAAAAAACUAUUGCAGGGUUUCCCCAGUGUUUAACAGAACUAGGAAAAAAAAAAAAAAUCAGGCUUAAAUUUUGAACCCGGUAAUCUUAAUUUUGUAAUGGUGCUGUCACAUUGUGUUCUUUUAGCAAUGCCUCUUUAAGAAAAAAAA